AUGCUUCCAGGCAUCGAUUAUCUGUUUGGCAUUCCUGCUAGGAUUACUGGAGCUUCCGUCGAUGAGCUCAAGCUCAUUGCCUCUUUCCUUCUCUCGUUCCCUUUGGCAGCGCUGCUGAAACGGAUUCCAGAUUCUCAACCCUGGAAGAAAAAUGCGUUCACCAUUGCCGUAUCGCUCUUCUACCUUGUCGGCCUCUUUGACUUGUGGGACGGUCUCCGCACAAUCCUGUACAGCUCUGCGGGUAUCUACGCCAUUGCAUACUAUAUCGAUGGCUCGAUGAUGCCUUGGAUUGGCUUUAUCUUCCUGAUGGGUCAUAUGUCAAUCAAUCACAUCUACCGCCAGAUUGUGAAUGACCCCGGGGCAAUCGAUAUCACGGGAGCUCAGAUGGUGCUCGUGAUGAAGCUCUCCGCUUUUUGCUGGAACGUGCAUGACGGCCGAUUGCCCCAAGACCAGCUCUCGGAUCCUCAAAAAUAUGCUGCCAUUACCACCUUUCCCUCGCUACUCGAUUAUGCGGGAUACGUGCUGUUCUUUCCUGCUCUUUUUGGUGGUCCCGCAUUUGACUACGUCGCUUACCGCCGGUGGAUUGACACGACGCUCUUCGAGGUGCCUCCAGGCACUGACCCAUCCAAGGUGCCGCCGACCCGAAAGAAGCGCAAGAUCCCUCGUAGUGGAACACCUGCUGCCAAGAAAGCCGUGGUAGGCCUGGCAUGGAUUGUGGCGUUUUUACAGCUCGGCUCGGUUUACAACAAGGACGCGGUUCUGAAUUCCAGUUUCUUAGAGUACUCCUUGAUUCGGCGAGUCUGGAGUCUGUAUGCGCUUGGGUUUGCGACUCGCACCAAAUAUUACGGUGUUUGGUCUUUGGCCGAAGGCGCGUGCAUUCUCUCCGGAAUUGGUUACAAUGGCUUUGAUCCCAAGACAGGAAAAGUGUUUUGGAACCGCUUGGAGAAUAUUGACGCUUGGAAGCUAGAGACCGCGCAGAACUCCCAUGCCUAUCUGGGUAACUGGAACAAGAACACCAACCACUGGCUACGAAACUACGUUUAUCUGCGAGUGACUCCCAAGGGGAAGAAGCCUGGAUUCCGCGCCAGUCUAGCUACAUUCACAACCAGCGCCUUUUGGCAUGGCUUCUACCCCGGAUAUUAUUUGACAUUUGUUCUAGGGUCUCUUGUUCAAACCGUUGCCAAGAACUUUCGACGCCAUGUUCGGCCCUUUUUUCUUUCUCCGGAUGGCAGCACCAACGGCCCAUACAAGCGCUACUAUGACUUUGCUAGCUGGUUUGUGACUCAAACAGUCAUGUCAUUCGUUGUGAUGCCGUUUAUCUUCCUCUCGUUCACCGAGUCGACAUACGUAUGGCAGAGCGUUUACUACUACGGCGUCAUCUUCGUUCUUGGGGCCCUCGUUUUCUUUUCUUCGCCGGCAAAGGGCAUUCUCAUCAAGAAGCUCAAAGCCCGCGGCCGACCAAACGUCGUCCGCUCAACCAGCACCGACAGUCUCCACGAGCCAACACUUGGUCUGCCAAAUGAUGCGAUCAAAGAGUUCGACGAGGCAGUGCAGGAGAUCAAGUCCGAGAUUGAAUCGCGGCGCAGGCGAGGCAGCAUGGUUACCAUGCCGACAGGCGAGGAGCUCAAGGCUGCUAUUGAGGGCAAGAUCGGUCGUACCAUUGGCUAA
Messenger RNA from Aspergillus calidoustus, 1668 nucleotides. The record is from the annotation of a GenBank genome assembly. NCBI's taxonomy places the organism in Eukaryota, Fungi, Ascomycota, Eurotiomycetes, Eurotiales, Aspergillaceae.